UAGUAGCUCGUCUCUCCAGAGGGGUAAAGCUUUUUUUCAGGGUUAGGAUAGCUCCUUUUCGCCCUCGAGCUGGGCAAUCAGUGUUCCGCUAACACCAGCCGCUGCGUCGAACUCGCACUUGUUUCACUGCAUUCUUCACCAUGGCGGACGCUGCAGAAGUUGAGAUUGCUCAACCCAAGAAAAGAACCUUUAAGAAGUUUACUUUCCGCGGCGUCGAUCUCGAUGCUCUCCUCGACAUGAGCAUGGAUGAGCUCGUUGAGCUGUUUCACGCCCGUGCACGCCGCAGGUUUCAGCGUGGGUUGAAGCGCAAGCCGAUGGCUCUUAUCAAGAAGCUGCGCAAAGCAAAACGUGAGGCACCUGCUGGUGAGAAGCCUGAGCCUGUGAGGACACACCUCCGCAACAUGAUCAUUGUUCCAGAGAUGAUCGGUAGCGUCAUUGGUGUGUAUAACGGCAAGACCUUUAACCAGGUCGAGAUCAAGCCCGAGAUGAUUGGACACUAUUUGGCUGAGUUCUCCAUCUCGUACAAGCCCGUAAAGCACGGUAGGCCCGGUAUUGGAGCUACCCACUCUUCGCGAUUUAUCCCACUCAAAUAGACAAUCGGUACUUCGAGCGGCAGAUUACUGAUGUGCGAUUUCUAUAAUUCAAGAGCAUCUUACUUUUAAUGCACAGAUGUUUCCUCA
Messenger RNA from Physcomitrium patens, 680 nucleotides. Its product is annotated as small ribosomal subunit protein uS19. Lineage: Eukaryota; Viridiplantae; Streptophyta; Bryopsida; Funariales; Funariaceae. Gene Ontology annotation, biological process: ribosomal small subunit assembly; translation. Gene Ontology annotation, cellular component: ribosome; cytosolic small ribosomal subunit. The record is from RefSeq and is a predicted model, not a curated record. Gene Ontology annotation, molecular function: structural constituent of ribosome; RNA binding.